Molecule: messenger RNA, 426 nt
Organism: Alnus glutinosa
Lineage: Eukaryota; Viridiplantae; Streptophyta; Magnoliopsida; Fagales; Betulaceae
Product: G-type lectin S-receptor-like serine/threonine-protein kinase SD1-13
Exons: 2
Coding region: 1-426 (141 amino acids)
Biological process (GO): protein phosphorylation
Molecular function (GO): protein kinase activity
Source: RefSeq, a predicted model, not a curated record
AUGUCCCCUGAAUAUGCAAUGGGAGGGCGAUUUUCAGAAAAAUCGGAUAUCUUUAGCUUUGGAGUGUUGUUACUAGAGAUAGUUAGUGGAAGAAGAAACUCCAGCUUUUGUGAUGACGAGCAGGCCAUGAGUCUAUUAGGAUUUGCAUGGAAACUGUGGAAUGCUGAAAACAUAAUGGCAUUAACAGACCCGAUGAUACGAGAACCAUGCUUUGAAAUGGAAAUUUUGAGAUGCAUACAUGUUGGGCUAUUGUGUGUGCAAGAUUUUGCUAAAGAUAGGCCAACUGUAUCUGUUGUUAUUUCUAUGCUUAAAAGUGAGACUAUUGAUCUGCCUCAUCCAAAGCAACCUGCAUUCACCGAAAGGCAAAUUGCCCCAAAUGCUGUCUCCCUUAACAAUGUUACUUUUACAAUGGUUCAGGGCCGAUAG